AUGGCUCAGCAGAUGCUCUACCCUGCUCUGGUCUCCACCAAGUGGCUGGCAGAAUCCAUCCAGGCGGGCAACCUGGGGCCGGACUUGCGGGUGAUUGAUGUGUCAUGGUACUCCCCGGGUACCCGAGAUGCCCGCAAGGAGUACAUGGAGUGCCAUGUGCCUGGCGCCUCCUUCUUUGAUAUUGAGGAGUGCCGGGACAAGGCUUCACCCUACGAGAUAAUGCUGCCCAGUGAGGCGCACUUUGCCAACUAUGUGGGCCAGCUGGGCAUCAGCAACAGCACACAUGUGGUGGUGUAUGAUGUCGACCAGCUGGGCAGCUUAUUUGCACCCAGGGUCUGGUGGAUGUUCCGUGUGUUUGGCCACCACACGGUGUCAGUGCUCAACGGAGGCUUCCAGAACUGGCUGAAGGAAGGCCACCCAGUGACAUCUGAGCCCUCAAACCUGGAGCCAGCCACCUUCAAUGCCACCCUGGACCCUUCCCUGCUCAAGACCUACGAGCAGAUGAUGGAGAAUCUCAAAUCCAAGAGGUUCCAGAUGGUAGAUUCACGGGCCAAGGGGCGCUACCUAGGCUCAGGUCACAUUCCUGGUUGUCUCAACAUGCCGUUUAUGGAAUUCCUUACUGAGGAAGGCUUUGAGAAGAGCCCUGAGGAGAUCCAGGCUAUGUUCAAGGCCAAGAAGGUAGACCUCACUCAGCCCCUCAUCGCUACCUGCCAUAAGGGUGUAACCGCCUGCCACAUUGCCCUGGCUGCCUACCUCUGUGGUAAGGCUGAUGUGGCCAUCUACGAUGGCUCCUGGUCAGAGUGGUUCCGCCGGGCACCCACUGAGACCUGUGUGUCCCUGUGCAGGAGUAAGAAGGACUGA
Elephantulus edwardii (Cape elephant shrew) is the source of this 861-nucleotide messenger RNA. RefSeq names its product thiosulfate sulfurtransferase-like. Gene Ontology annotation, molecular function: thiosulfate-cyanide sulfurtransferase activity. Lineage: Eukaryota; Metazoa; Chordata; Mammalia; Macroscelidea; Macroscelididae. Gene Ontology annotation, biological process: transsulfuration. Gene Ontology annotation, cellular component: mitochondrion. Bases 1 to 861 code for a protein of 286 amino acids. The record is from RefSeq and is a predicted model, not a curated record. The transcript has a single exon.